AAUCAUUACAUAUGUACAUAUGUAUGUACAUUGUAUGUACAUAUUCGAUACAAAAUUUGCAAUAAGGAUUUCAAAAAUAACAUAAAUGGCAGUGUUAUCCGAGAUACUGCACUUUAUCAUCGAACUUGAUGUCCGAAUGACUAACUCAUUUGUUUCCCUAUUGAUGCAAUGGGCAUCCUUUCAAUCAUUAAGAAUACACUGUAAAUUUCUUGAAGUCUCCUGUGAUGGAAUAGCAUGGUUAUCUAGUUGGAUUGCGUUUAUAUGGCUUUUUAAUUCUGAACCACUUUUUGAAAUGCAACUAAAUAUGUUAGUUGGAUUGCUACUAGAUAUUGUAGUUAUUGCUCUCCUCAAAGCUCUUGUUCGCAGAAGACGACCAGUUUCCGAUAGAGAUGUGCUAACAAUUGGUCCUGAUAAAUACAGUUUUCCAUCGGGUCAUGCAUCUAGGUCGUUCUUUGUGCUUUUAUUCUUUAGUAAAUUGUAUGCGCUUCCUCUUAUGGUGAGGGUACCUAUGACUGCGUGGGCUGUAACCAUUGCCAUUUCACGUCUAAUAUUACGACGUCAUUACAUACUUGAUGUAUGGGUUGGAGCAGUUCUUGGAAUUUGUGAAGCAUAUUUUAUUAAAUUGGUUUGGAUCCGUCAAGAAACUGCCGCUAAUGUAAUAAAAUAUAUAUCAGAAGAUAAUGUGCCCGGAGGUGUCGAAUAGCAACUGAAGUCGACUUGAUUUGAUUCUUUACCUACAUAUGUACAUAAAAAUAAAACAAUUGAAAUAAAAAAAUAACAGU
Molecule: messenger RNA, 782 nt
Organism: Drosophila willistoni
Lineage: Eukaryota; Metazoa; Arthropoda; Insecta; Diptera; Drosophilidae
Product: phospholipid phosphatase 6
Exons: 2
Coding region: 86-703 (205 amino acids)
Molecular function (GO): sphingosine-1-phosphate phosphatase activity
Source: RefSeq, a predicted model, not a curated record